UAAGGACUACAUAUCCCACGGUGCAUUGCGCUGGAUGAGUCUUAUGGGGGCGGAGUAUAGUGUCGACCUUGUAGUUUGACGUACGGCAGCAUGGCGAGCAAGGAGCCUAAUCGCUUAUUCCAGCAGCUGAGGGAUCUGGCAGGUCGGAUGUCUUCAACUGGUGGACGAGGAGCAGGAUUAGGACUGAAGCUGCUGAUCGGAGCUGGUGCUUUCGCAUAUGGCGUCAAAGAAGCCACCUACACAGUGGAAGGUGGUCAUAGAGCCAUCGUCUUCAACAGGGUUGGAGGCAUGCAGAUGGACACUGUUCUGGCUGAGGGGCUGCAUUUCAGGAUCCCCUGGUUCCAGUACCCUAUCAUCUAUGAUAUCAGAGCCAAACCCAGGAAGAUCUCCUCUUUGACUGGCAGCAAAGAUCUGCAGAUGGUGAGCAUAGCAGUGCGUGUGUUGUCCAGGCCCAUGGCGUCCAACCUGCCGAUCAUGUACCAGCAGCUGGGGAAGGACUACGACGAGCGAGUCCUGCCCUCCAUUGUCAACGAGGUCCUGAAGUCUGUGGUGGCGAAGUUUAACGCUUCACAGCUCAUCACACAGAGAGCACAGGUGUCCCUGCUGGUGCGCAGGGAGCUGUAUGACAGAGCCAAAGACUUCAACAUCAUCCUUGACGAUGUAUCCAUCACUGAGCUGAGCUUCAGCAGCCAGUACACUGCUGCUGUGGAGGCCAAGCAAGUUGCCCAGCAAGAGGCCCAGAGAGCUCAGUUCUAUGUGGAGAAAGCCAAACAGGAUCAGAGACAGAAGAUCAUCCAGGCUGAGGGAGAGGCUGAAGCUGCCAAAAUGUUGGGACAAGCAGUGACUAAGAACCCCGGUUACCUGAAGCUGAGGAGAAUUAGAGCAGCACAGAACAUCGCUAAGUCGGUGGCAACAUCUCAGAACAAGGUGUACCUUAAUGCUGACAGUUUGAUCCUGAACCUACAAGACAAGACAUCUUUUAACAACUUGUCACUGGACUAAAGGAUGUGGUGAAGAGGACGUGCAGAGAGGAAGCAGAACUUUCUCCGUGGUCAGCUUCAUCCAAACAGUCUCGCUUUUGCUUUGCGGCACAGAGAAUCAACACGAGACUGGACAAGUCUGAAAGUGGACAACAAGAAAGAAGCUAUUUUGUUUUGUCAUGUUCUUUUUUUUUUUUUUACCUCCCUCAGACUUUUGGGAGCACCCUGCAUUAUAUUUCAAGUUUUGUCCAUUAAUUGUUACAUGAAAUUACACCAUGAUCUCAUUUUAACCUCAAAGUGAUCAAUUCAGACAUUUGUUUGGCAAAAACAGGAUGUCCUUCUCAUCUCCUGUAAACCACAAGGUGAUUAAGUGAUUUUCAGUAGAAGUGCAGCAAUUAUAAAAAAUAAUAAAGGCGAUCAGUGUCUUCUAUCAGGAAGAUCUUAUGUCUAAAAUGACAAAGGGUCCGAUGAGUUUCUUCACUCCUGUAUUCAUCUGCCACAGCUAGUCCUGAUCUGGCUGCCAGUCUUUCUCUGCUCUACACACAUCUCCUCAGAAAUGUUCCAGUCUUCCUCCUGAAAGUCCUUACAGCUCUGACACUGUUUGUCAGAGCUCCUCAUCCCCACAUUGGUGGAGCAGGUGUUCCAGAUGUUGUAGUAAACCUGAUCAUAUACAGCCACCAGUGUUGGCAGACAAGUUAAUGCUAAUUUAUCUGUUAAUAAACUUUUGUUUUAGGUA
Hippoglossus stenolepis (Pacific halibut) is the source of this 1716-nucleotide messenger RNA. Its product is annotated as prohibitin-2. Lineage: Eukaryota; Metazoa; Chordata; Actinopteri; Pleuronectiformes; Pleuronectidae. Gene Ontology annotation, biological process: mitochondrion organization. Gene Ontology annotation, cellular component: membrane; mitochondrion. The coding region runs from base 91 to 1002 and encodes 303 amino acids. The record is from RefSeq and is a predicted model, not a curated record. The transcript has 10 exons.